GAAACAACAUAAUACAGAAUGUCUUUAAGAGAAUUAUUCUUUAAUUUGUCGUUAAAAUUAAGGCUUCAAAAUAUUGUUGGCAAAAGAUGUUUUUCUUCAAAAUCAGUAAGUAAUAUCUUUGAAACUGCUGAGGAGAAACCAAUUUAUGUAGAGGAAGAAGAAGAGAGUGUUGGACUAGAAGAAAAAAGAAACAAAUCACGAUUAAACCCUGGACACAGAAAUAUAUUAUGUGGUCAAAAACCUUAUGACAAUUCUUUGACCUGGUAUCAUAAUACGAUAAAAUACAAAAAACGAACAUUAGGUAGGUACGGUAUUGAGGCUUUAGGAACAACUGCAGGACUAGCAUGGCCUACUCUUGAAGAAGUACAAAAAAUAAAGGAGUAUGAAAAAGUUGCUUUUCCAUUAACGAUUCAAGAAAGAUUAAGCAAGAUUAAAGAAGAAAAGGGAAAGCAUCAAGAAUUUAUAAUGGCCAGACAACAGGAAAUAGAACUUAAGAUGGCAAAUAUGGAGAAAAUGAUAUCCGAUAUACAAGAAAAAAUUGAUAAAAAGAAACAAGAAAUGUUAGAAGCUCGACAGAAAAAAGAACGUAGGAUAGAAGAAAUUAGACGUAAAUUAUUAGCCGAAGGCCAUGUAAGCGCGAGUAAAAUUGAAAAAACGUUAGAGAAGAUGGAUAAAGAAGAAAGGAAAAAGAAGAAAGAGAUGAAAAAAGCACUAAUAAUGGAAAAGAAAAAACAAUGGGCAAUUAAAAUGCUUGGUCAAUCAAAACAGAAAGAUGAAACAGGAGAAAAUGUAGAAGAGUCAAAAGAAGAUAAUGAAAAAGUGUGAGGCAAAUACUUUAAUGGAAAUGUUGUAUUUGAAAAUAAUUUCUAUAUAGUCGCUAAAAUCAACAUUUUACAAAAAUCUAUUGAUUUCUAUCUAUGAUAUAUGUAUUUCAAGAAUAAAUAGAAUUCAUAUAAAGCAGAAUAAUGUAAAUUAAAUAAUAAUAUUUACAUUUCGUAGUAAAUAUUGUAUUUUCUUUUGCUAAUACAAAAAACGUUACAUUGUUAUUCUGCAAGAGCUAGAAGAAGUAAUACUAAUAUAUAGCAAUAAAUAAUUUAAUAAGACACGUAUUCAGGCACAAUUCGGACAAUUAUGAAUUAGACCAAAAUUUACGAUCGUUUGCAUUGACCUAUGUAUAAAUGUCAUGAUAACGUUAUUGAAAAGAAUCAGCUAUUAGACAUCGAAGAAACAUCGCAAUUUGCGAUGACGCAUUGGGAUACUGAAAAUGACUUCUGAUCAAUAAAAACCUCUUGAGAUCUG
Megachile rotundata (alfalfa leafcutting bee) is the source of this 1299-nucleotide messenger RNA. It is a transcript of the gene CRIF, whose product is annotated as growth arrest and DNA damage-inducible proteins-interacting protein CRIF. The record is from RefSeq and is a predicted model, not a curated record. Lineage: Eukaryota; Metazoa; Arthropoda; Insecta; Hymenoptera; Megachilidae. Gene Ontology annotation, cellular component: mitochondrion; nucleus.